AUGGAAUCAAAGACUGAAUUUGAUGUGAUUAUAGUUGGACUAGGAUGUGUCGGAAUUGCUGCAGCAUUCUAUUGCACUAAAAUGGGAUUAAAAGUUCUAGGAAUUGAAAGAUUUAAUGAUACAGGUUCAAUUGGUACAUCCUCAUAUGGCUUCACAAGAAUUUGGAGAAUGUGUCAUCCAGAUCUGAGAUACAAUGAUAUGUAGCAAGAAGCCAUAGAAGUUUGGAGGGAGAUUGAACAGAGAACGAAAAAAGAAAUCUUAGUGAAAACAGGAUUCGUUUGGAUAGGUCCAAAAGAUCAUCCAGAUUUUAAAUCUGUUGUUGAUUCGAAAUAAGGAGAAUUUAUGACUAAUCAACAGCUUAAGAGCAAGUAUUCUGGACUAUCAGCAAUUCCGGAUGAUCUUAGCGGAAUCUUUGUUGAAAAUGCCGGCAUUGUUAGAGUUCAAAAUGCAUUAUAAGGAACUAAGUAACUUGCUAUAGAAUAAGGAGCUUCUUUAAAAUUCAACACGAAAGUUUAGAAAAUUGACAAAGUUAAGGGCGAAGUAACUUUGGAAUCAGGUGAAGUUUUAAGAGCUAAAAACAUAGUCGUUUGUUGUGGGUCUAUAUCAGAUCAAUUUUAUGAAAAAGGUAUCUUUGAAAUGAGAAAAUCACCAUAAGAAACAUAUGUCAUAAGUGAUAAUUCUGGACUGCCGCCAACAAUGAUAAUGCAUGGAGCAAAAGAACUAGAGGGAUUCGAUCUCUAUGCUUUACUUGAUGGUGAAAAUCUAUAGAAUUAUAAGUUUGGCUAUGAAGCUGAGGCUACAGAUAACACAAAAACACUACCAAUUCUAAAGAAAUAUUUCCCUACCAAAUACGAGAAGCUUAUUCAUGUUCAACCUUGCAGUUAUGCAAUUACUGAAGGAGAAGAAUUUAUUUUUGAAAGAAAAGACAAAGCUAUAUAUGCCUUUGGACUAAAUGGAAGAGGAUUCAAACACAUGCCUUAUCACGGCAAAAGAAUAUAUCACCUUGUUGCUGGAAAUUAAUAGGAAGCUGACAAGUACAAGAAGUCUAGAAAUAUUCCAAUUCAAUCAGAAAGUAAAAUGCAAGAGCCCAUAGCAAAAUUAUGA
Messenger RNA from Stylonychia lemnae, 1104 nucleotides. The record is from the annotation of a GenBank genome assembly. Lineage: Eukaryota; Ciliophora; Spirotrichea; Sporadotrichida; Oxytrichidae.